CAGCUCACCCCAGCAAACGCUGUGUUUAGUCAAUAUCGUUAUUCUCUUCAUAUCGACCAUGCCUUUUAGCGAUCAUGCCCCUCGAUUGGGCUUUCUGAAGGAUGCUGCCAGCUCUCUGGAUUCUCUCAGCCCUUCCACUGCGGCUCAUCUAAUGGCCGUCCAUAACCAAAUCUUUCUCGACGAAAGCAGAGCAUUAAACCAGCGACAACAAGAAUCUUCUUGUGGGGCUUGCGGUAGCAUACGAACCCCUGAGUGGACUAAAACCAUUCAUAUCAAAAAGAAAAAUACAAAACGUUCCUCGGCAGCCCCAGACGGAGCCAUUAUCCACAAGUGCCUCCGCUGCCGUCGGCGGACAGUGAAACCGUCUCGAAAGGAUCCUGCUCGCCCUAAUGUUUCGUCUAAAAUACCUGCAGCAAUAGACUCUACACGUCCAGCAGUUCUUCCUGCAGUACAACAUCCUGAUCCUGCGGAGACUAAACCUACUAGUAAGACAGCCGAUAAUGCGAGCAGCAAGAAACGAGCCAAGGCAAGAAAACAGGGUGGAUUGCAAGCGCUAUUAGCAUCUAAGCAACAAUCUCGGGCUAGUUCUUCUCUGGAUUUGUUUGACUUCCUCCAGCAGUAGACAGCUUUGCUACAUGAUUAGCUAUGUACUUUUUUUUAUGCCAAGAUCGGGCUAUCGGCGAUAGUUAUUCCGAUAUAUUUUGGGGUCUAGCGCGGGGUGUCUUUAUCGGCCAGAGCUCUCUCGUCCAGCUCCGCCUCACGUCAACUGAUUAGCUUUGGGUGUUGAUU
This is a messenger RNA of Aspergillus pseudonomiae, 789 nucleotides long. RefSeq names its product ribonuclease P Rpr2/Rpp21/SNM1 subunit. The coding region runs from base 59 to 622 and encodes 187 amino acids. Gene Ontology annotation, biological process: RNA processing. The record is from RefSeq and is a predicted model, not a curated record. The transcript has a single exon. NCBI's taxonomy places the organism in Eukaryota, Fungi, Ascomycota, Eurotiomycetes, Eurotiales, Aspergillaceae.